Molecule: messenger RNA, 1383 nt
Organism: Penicillium argentinense
Lineage: Eukaryota; Fungi; Ascomycota; Eurotiomycetes; Eurotiales; Aspergillaceae
Exons: 1
Coding region: 1-1383 (460 amino acids)
Source: RefSeq, a predicted model, not a curated record
AUGUCCACGCUUCUGCCGUUUCGAGACAAAUGCCUACCGCCGGUGCCAGCGACAGCUUCGAUGUACCACCACGACCCCCUCCUUUACGUGAAACGCCAGUCGAACCAUAUCCAGCGUAACCUACAGACUUUGAUUGACGCGCAGAGUGAGGGUCUGCUCUCAGGCCUUGCACAGCAUCAGCCCGAUGGUACCUCGGAUGGGAGCUUCACUCCUACUUCGUCCCGAGCGAGUCGGUCUCGAUCGCCCUCCACAUUACCAGCUCGACAUCCUGUUCCCAAGCAUAUUGGGCUCAAGGCUGCACGGCAAGGUAUUUUCCAGUCUAUCUAUGACCUGUUGAAGCUGCGGGAAGAGGAACGAGAGAUCCUGUGCACUCAGACGGACGAGCGAGACAAUGCCCUCCAUGAGAUUCAAGGGUUCACCUCAACAAGGACUGGCCUGGAAGAAACCAUUUCCAAUAUUCGUAACAACCGAGAGAACCAACGAGCUAAAUCCCUGCAAGAAGAGGCCCGAACCCUCGAGACUGACAUUCGCGAACUGGAGACCAGGCUAUAUGAGAUGAAGGCUCGACAUCGACAUAUUGUCAGCCAGAUCUCUCACAUUGAGAACUCCGUCGAGGCUAAACUCUCAUCCUACACCGAAGCCCUGUCUCUCCUCCAGAAGGACAUCCAGAACUACCUCCGCGACCCUCCUGUCCAGCCUCUCUCGCAACGUAAGAACGAAUCUACAUUUUACGCCCUGAACCCGAAACGUCGGACUUUGGAAAUGGCACAAGAACACUGGCAGACCGAGCAAGACAGUCUGCAUAAACGGCAGCAAGAGGUGGAUGCCGAGAUUAUGGCUUUGGAGGAAGGAGGCGGUGUUUGGAAACAAGCUAUUGCCGACAUAUCGGGAUUUGAGAAACGGCUUAGAACGAGCAUGCGCCGCUAUAUCAAGUUGGAAACUCAAUCGAAUACUAUGGAAGAGAGUCAAGGGGGCGGGACCAAGGAGGAAAUUGCCGCAGGCGUGACAGCCGACUUGGACCAAAUCACGAAGAAGUUGGAAUCCUAUCUGGAGCGGGCCGAAAGCAAAGACUGGAAACUCCUUGUCUGUUGCAUUGCAGCAGAGUUGGAAGCGCUGCGAUCAGCACAUAAACUACUUCUGCCAGCUUUUGGUUUGGCUAUUCCCAAGGAACAAAGCAAUCAGGCCGUCUCGCCGUCGCCUGCCAGCAAAUCGAUGGGUGAGGAAUCCACAAAUUCACAACAUGCAGACAGAUCGGACGACGAGCAUGGGGAUCUUGAGCCUCCAGCCGAUCUAUUAAAGGACAGUGAUGCCCAUCACACGGGUACUGCGUCGCCUUCCGAGGACGAUGAGCCAGAUCCAGCUUGGCUCCUGCCAGAGUCUUGA